CCUGCAGUCUUGCUGAAGCCUCGUUGCUUUCGCGUUUUCCUCGACGACUGGCGUUCUCUCGCCUCUCUUAUCAUGGGUACCAAAUCUUCCAACAAACGACCAUCUUCAUCCGCCCAGGGUCCUUCGAAGAAACGCAAGUUAUCAUCGAGCAAACCCUCCAAGAAUGGUAAAUCGAAGGAGCCCAAGGGAAAAGGGAAGGACCAUGCAUACGACAGACUGAUGAUACCGAUACCUGGUCAAGACGACGAGUACGAGGCAGAGUUGUCGGAUCAGGACCUGGAAUUGUUGGAGGAGUACGGCCCAGCCGUUGGAUUCUUGGGUAGUUUGGACGCCAAAGGUAUCGCCAGGAGUAAAAAGGAGCAAGACCGUCUACAUCGCUUGACGAAACCUGCUCCGGCAAAACGCCUCGCAGAAGAUCACCUUCCGUCUAUAAACUCCGACUCCGGCGAUGAGGAAGAGGACGACUGGAGCUCUGCUAUUGACAAUGAUGACGACUUGGCGACUGUUGACUCUGCUCUCUCUGACGACGACGUUGCUUCUGAGCCCUCUGCUCGUAAACCCCGCGCCAGACCACGAGACUCUGACUUUGACGUCGAAAUGUCGUACGAGGCCCUGCCACGGAAGCGUCGGCCUUCUUGGGACGACGAGGACGAGAAGAAGGCCAUAGAUCGUCUGCCGAUAAAGCUGGCUGACGGUCGGAUACAGAAACACGGGGAGCAGAUCGUUAUACGGGAGAAGGAGGUGGAAGAGAGCGAGGAUGAGGAGGAAGAGCCCACCCCCGCAAAACCUUGGUCGAAGCGGGAGGAUAUCUUGACAGGUGCUCGGUUUGGACGUGCCUCCGUCACAGAUGUCCUUCAGACCAAGUCUCGAAAGGCGAGGGUACAAGCGGCGAAGGAGCAGAUUGCGGGGAUUUGCCAGGAAAUCAUUGGUGACCCCGAGGAUAGUCUUGGACUCCUCCGGCGAUUGCAUACGUUUUCCCUUCCCGAGGUCUCCACUGCGGCCCAUCCUGAACCUGUGGCUAACGACCCUAUGAUUCGCAAACUCGCUAUCCUUUCUCAGCUUUCGGUCUUCAAGGACGUCCUGCCGGGAUAUAGGAUACGAGCCCUCACGGACAAGGAAAAAGCCGAGAAAGUCAGUCAGAUGGUCGCUAGGACGCGAGAAUGGGAGCAGGGGCUCGUUGGGGUGUAUCAGUCGUAUCUACGAUCGCUCGACGCAGAACUAAAAGCGAAUUCUGAACUAGCGGACGUGGCUCUCCGGUGUAUGUGUACGCUUUUGGUCGAUGUCACACACUUCAACUUUCGCGAGAACCUGGCCACGGCUAUCGUCGCUCGGCUGAGCAAGAAAUCCUGGGAUGAGUCUUCCGACCUUUGUCUGAACGCAAUCGUCUCCGUUUUUCGAAAUGACGAGACUGGCGUAGCUUCGCUCGAGCUUGUUCGUCUAUUGAACCGCAUGGUUAAGGAACGGCGGUUCAAUAUACAUCCAAACGUGCUCUCUUGUCUCCUUCAUCUCCGGCUCAAAUCCGAGCUCGGCGUACGCUCCUCUCAGGACAAGGCCGAGAAGGAAGAGACCGCGCCCGCAAAGGGCAAGGGAGGGAAGAAAGGGAAGGAUAAGCCUCAGCAGCCCCACCUGAGCAAGAAAGCGAAGAAGGUUCUAAAGGAGCGGAAAGAGAUCGAGAAGGAGAUGAAGGAGGCGGAAGCUGAGGUCGAUAAGGAGGAACGAUCUUCACAUCAAACGGAGACCCUGAAGCUACUUUUCGUUCUCUACUUCCGCAUCAUGAAGAAUCCGUCUCCGACUCCGCUUCUACCCGCCGCGCUGCAGGGUAUUUCCAGAUUUGCCCACCUCGUCAGCAUCGAUUUCUUCAAGGAUCUCAUGAAAGUUUUGAAGGAGUUGAUCGUCCGCGAAUCUGCUGGAGCGGACGAGCAAGUAGCUGUACCGUCUCAGUCGCAUGCGGUGAGCCGGGGAAACGAUAUGCGACUCCGACUACAGUGCAUUGUGACAGCAUUUGAACUGCUCUCGGGUCAAGGCGAGGCGCUCAACAUCGACUUGAGCGAUUUUAUGACCCAACUCUACAGCAUCAUCCUCUCUAGCGCUCUCCUUUCCGACAUUGAAGAAGCGCCAGCGCCCACAGCGUCUUACACCUCUAGCGCCUCCAGCGCCUCCGCCUCGAAAGACGCUCGGAGCGUCAACAAACCCCAAAGCGCCAAAGCUCAAAAAAGCACAUCCACAUCCGACCUCCUCUUCCGCUCCCUCCAACUCGCCUUCUCCCCUCGCACAUCCGGCGGUCCUAUCCCCCCCUGGCGGUCCGCAGCGUUCGCAAAACGUCUGCUCACAGCCUCACUCCACUGGCCCGCACCCACCACACUCCGAACGCUCGAGUUCGUGCGUACGCUCCUGGUGAGGGACCCGAAGCUCGAGGCGCUGUUGAGCACGGAGGACAGGACGGUCGACGGCGUGUAUCGGCCGGAUCUGGAGGACCCGCAGCUUUGUAAUCCUUUCGGGACGAGCUUUUGGGAACUCGGGUUGUUGGGGAGGUGUCAUGUGGAUGAGAGGGUGAGGGAGCAGGCGGAGAAGUUGGCCAGGUUCGAAAAGGUUUAGACCAGAUCAGCAGCACAGAUUUUUAUCGCGCUUUUUUUUUCUUUCGUUCGGUCGUCUGCUCCCUUUUUUUUGUCUGUGCUGAGUCGUACCUCGUCAUUUGCGUACGUGUGUGCGAAGAGGACGUGUGUUU
This is a messenger RNA of Stereum hirsutum FP-91666 SS1, 2725 nucleotides long. RefSeq names its product nucleolar complex-associated protein 3. Bases 73 to 2595 code for a protein of 840 amino acids. NCBI's taxonomy places the organism in Eukaryota, Fungi, Basidiomycota, Agaricomycetes, Russulales, Stereaceae. Gene Ontology annotation, molecular function: chromatin binding. The record is from RefSeq and is a predicted model, not a curated record. Gene Ontology annotation, cellular component: nucleolus. The transcript is spliced from 8 exons. Gene Ontology annotation, biological process: DNA replication initiation.